This is a messenger RNA of Drosophila serrata, 1140 nucleotides long. RefSeq names its product pancreatic lipase-related protein 2. Gene Ontology annotation, biological process: lipid catabolic process. The record is from RefSeq and is a predicted model, not a curated record. Gene Ontology annotation, molecular function: serine hydrolase activity; lipase activity. Lineage: Eukaryota; Metazoa; Arthropoda; Insecta; Diptera; Drosophilidae.
AUGCUCUCCGAUCAGUUUCAGUUCCAACUCUCGGCGGCAUCUCCGGCUUCUACUGAAGAGACCGCUCUAAAUCCCAAUGCCAACUGCAAUUAUACCCUCAUCAAGUCCAAGACCUUGGGUGUGGAUCCCUCCUUUUGGAAGAAGUUCUUUAAACAUUGGAUUCCUUUCGUUGGCAGUUCAAGGAGUAAAAUGCAAUUUUUACUCUUCAAGAGGGAUUUUGCAGAUUGCGGAAGGGAAUUAUUGAUUGGCGAUGUGGAAAACCUCAAGAACUCGGGCUUCGAUGCACGUCAUCCAACGAGAAUUGUCAUUCACGGCUGGAUGAGUCAGAGCAAAGGGUCUCACAUCAGAAAGGUAAAAAACGCUUAUCUGAGCCUGACUCAUCCUGGCCUUAAUGGAGAACCUCCUCGUUAUGAGGACUUCAACGUGAUCGUUUGCGAUUGGAGCAAGAUUUCCACGAAUGUUAACUACUUCGAAGUGGCCAAGACAGUGGAGGAUCUGGGUGCUCUGCUUGCGGAUCUAGUGCGUCAUCUUCAUCUGGAGGCGAAUUUGCAUUACGAUGAUGUCUACAUUAUUGGACACUCUUUGGGCGCUCAGAUUGCUGGCAGUGCUGGGAAGCAAAUCCAACCAUAUAAAUUCAAUACAAUUUACGCCCUUGAUCCUGCGGGUCCUCAGUUCCGGGAUCAGACAGAUGAGUAUCGAAUAGGCAGCGAUGCCUCCUACGUGGAAUCCAUACAAACCAGCGUUAGUUUUGGCUUUGAGAAACCCGUGGGACAUGCCACCUUCUAUCCCAAUUAUGGAAAGAAUCAGAAAAAGUGUUAUGUGUAUGGAUGUUCAAAGAGGUCUCAUGAUUAUUUCGUGGACUUGACGAGUCCGGCGGGCUUUUGGGGACCCCGCUGCGAGCGUCAUGAUGAUGGCACCUGGAUCCUCCUGCUCAGCGACGGUGAGUUCCGGAUGGGAGGAGAACCCUCGGUGCCAAAGAAUGGAACCUUUUAUGUGAAAACCUACGCGAAGCCACCGUAUGCCAUGGGUCAUAGGUGGCAAACCGAGCCGGCGCCACGAGAGGAUGAGGAUGAAAACUCCACCGAGGAUUAGCGAAGGAAAGAAUGUCUUCCUAUUAGAACUGUAAAUAAAAAAAAUGAA